Messenger RNA from Bradysia coprophila, 1748 nucleotides. RefSeq lists its product as uncharacterized. The record is from RefSeq and is a predicted model, not a curated record. NCBI's taxonomy places the organism in Eukaryota, Metazoa, Arthropoda, Insecta, Diptera, Sciaridae. Gene Ontology annotation, molecular function: sequence-specific DNA binding.
UAAUGUGCUCAACUUUUGCUAGGCGGCGCAAGUAGUAACUCUAUGACAGAUUUUAUUUGGUGCAUAAAAUUUCAUGGCGUGAUUCAGUUUCAAGCUCUAAAUUGUUUGUUUUUCGAAACUUUUAUUUUUGAAAAGUUUUUAAAAAUCAAAAUUAAUAACGAAAAAAGUGCACAAACAAGUAUUUGUGAAAUUAAAUCACAAAAUUACUAAAUCCGUGACGUAAACAGUCCAAACACAAACCAAACAGUCUACCGAAAUGCCUAGAAAUUGUUGUGUCCCCCAAUGUUCUAAUGUAUUCAAGAAAGGAAGUGGGCUUAAAUGCCAUGAAUUUCCAAAAGACGUGAAAAGAAAAUCGAAAUGGAUUAACGCCAUCAAAAUUGGUCGCCGGCCUUCUUCAAGAAUGGUAGUUUGUGGAGAGCAUUUUGACGCGAGCGACUAUUUCACAUCUCAGUCUAGAAUUAGUCAGCUCUUAAAAGCAAAAGCAUUUCCACAUCUUAAGCUGCCGACCACUACAUUGCAACGAUUAAGUGCACCGAAGAAAGAAAGACGUGUAUUGAAACGCCAAGUCGUUGACCGUGUUGACCAAGUUGAUGAUAUUCCGAUGGAAUAUUCCGAAGUGGAAAUGGAACAGGAACUGCAGAUGAAUGAGGAAUGCUGCCAAACAAGUGAACUGGAAUUCGAAGAUAAAUUCUGCCAAACAACGGAACUGGAAUUCGAAGAUAAAUUCUGCCAAACAACGGAACUGGAAUUCGAAGAUAAAUUCUGCCAAACAACGCAAUGCCGACGUGCUGACGUUGAUACUCAAACACCAAAGAUCAGCACAGAAACGCAUGCCACCCAGACAUUCACUCAAAGACUCAUCGAUUUCCAAUCAUUGAGCGACAACGACAUUAAGUAUUUGACCGGUUUGGAUCGGCCACGUUUCGAAGUGGUGUUUCAAAUGUUGGAAAAGUUUAAUCCAAUCAGCGACAACAACAAAUUUUGCAGACGUGAGGCUUUGGUAUUGAUGCUGUUCAAAAUUCGUCAUAAUUUGGACUACAAGAUGAUGGAAUUCAUAUUCAAAGUCAACAGGCAAGAUAUUUCAGCCAAUUUUAAAGAGGUCACAGAGAAACUUUACGAUGUUUUGCGUCAAGUGAAUAUUUGGGAUACAUCAUACAUUAACUGUCAGUGCUACCGAUGCAUAUUAGAUUGCACUGAAAUAUUUGUGGUCCGAGUCGAAGAUCCCAAUACCCAUCAACUGACAUUCUCAUCUUACAAACAUCGGCCAACUUUCAAAGUGUUAGUCUCUUGCGAUGAACGAGGAGCAGUCAAUUUCAUUUCCGAUUUGUUUGUCGGAUCGAUUUCAGACAGAGAAAUCAUUAUCAAAAGUGGCAUUCUCGAAAAACUAAAACGCGGUGACUCUAUUCUUGCGGAUAGAGGGUUCGACAUAAGCGAUUUAGUAGAAACCAAAGGCGUCACUCUGAACAUACCUCCUUUUUUGAAAGGAAGAAAGCAGUUUAGCCAUUACGAGGUUAUGAAAACAAGAAUCAUUGCGAAUCGAAGAAUUUUGAUUGAGAACGUAAAUGGUCGAGCAAAAAAAAAUAAAAUUUUAGUCGAUCCGAUGCCUGAAUGCCUUUGGCCGCUUGCUAAUAAAAUUGUUUACAUCUGUUUCAGUUUGAUUAAUCUCUACAAUCCGCUCGCAAAGUAAAUGAUCAAUUUUUGUGAAGAUUUGUUUAAGUUGAAAAUAAAGUCACAUCUACGGUUCUGAA